Cercospora beticola is the source of this 1640-nucleotide messenger RNA. RefSeq names its product aldose epimerase family protein. Gene Ontology annotation, biological process: glucose metabolic process; beta-D-galactose catabolic process via UDP-galactose, Leloir pathway. Gene Ontology annotation, molecular function: aldose 1-epimerase activity; carbohydrate binding. The record is from RefSeq and is a predicted model, not a curated record. Lineage: Eukaryota; Fungi; Ascomycota; Dothideomycetes; Mycosphaerellales; Mycosphaerellaceae.
GAGGUCAGCGUUGUCCGAAGCUUCCCUCUCUUGUGUUGACUUUUGUGCCGUGCUCGUCGCUACUGGCAACUGCAUUGAUCGAACUUCAACAUGUUGUCCUCCGUGAGCUGCUUACUGGUCGCAGCGACUGUCGUGUCGGCGCAGAGUGGUUAUGGCGGUGCGACAACUGCGCCGUAUCCGGAAUUCUCAGGCGAUGCGUUCAAGGCAUAUACCAUCAGCGCAGAGGGCAUCAAUGCGACCUUCAUUCCCUACGGAGCGCGCUUGACACAUCUCUACGUUCCCGACAAGAACGGAAACCCGCAGGACGUUGCUGUCGGCUACGAUGAAGGUGCCCGCUAUCUGGAAGACUCCGAGACCAACCACACUUUCUUUGGAUGCAUCGUAGGACGUUAUGCCAACCGCAUCAAGAACGGCACCUUCACCCUCGACGGCGAGACUUCCGAUAUCCCCAAGAAUGAGCACGACGGGAUCAACACAUUACACGGUGGCGAUGUUGGAUAUGACCAGCGCAACUGGACAGUCGUCAGCCAUACAAACAACAGCAUUACAUUCAGCUUCUACGACGCUGGUCUGGAAGGCUUCCCGGGUGAUGUGCUCAACGUUGCUACAUACACUCUCGAGGACGACCGAUCUUGGACCUCGCGCCUCGUCUCGAUCCCGAUCAACGAUGCCACACCCAUCAUGCUUUCCAAUCAUGUCUAUUGGAACUUGGGCGCUUACGUCAAUGAGGACGCAAAGACAAUUUUGAACGAUACACUUGAGCUGCCAUACGCCAAGCGCUACAUCCAAACAGAUGGCAUUCUGAUUCCAAAUGGCAGCAUUGGUCUUACAGAAGGCACAGGUCUCGACUUCACAAAGCCUGGAACUGUUAUUGGCGACAACAUUCCAAACACCGAGGGCGCGUGCGGAACUGGCUGCACGGGAGUCGACAAUGCGUUCAUCACUGAUCGCUCACCAUAUGCUUCACAGAAAGAUCCGAGCCUCGAAGUGCUCAAGCUUUGGUCGCCAGCAACGGGAAUUCAAUUGGCCGUCGAGACAGACCAGAAUGGUGUCCAAAUUUACACCUGCAACGGACAGAACGGAACCAUUCCAGUCAAGCAGAGCCAGCAGCAUAUCGAAGGCAGCACAACUUAUGUCGAGAAGUACGGCUGCAUUGUGAUUGAGACACAAGAUUGGAUCGACGGCGUCAACAACCCAGCAUGGGGCCGCCAGGAAUACCAGAUUGGUUCCUCCACCACGCCUCCGAUCGUCAACUACGCCAAAUUCAAGUUUAGCGUUGUCGAUAACUAGUAUGUACAUCGCGGAAAAGAGCAUGAAGUCCACGAAGUAACGGCAGAAUGUAUAGUCAAGAUCAGAAGAGCGAGUUGUGAUAGCAAGAUAUUUCCCGUGAAACCGAAUAACUCGAAGCAAUGCAUAUUUACAGUGCAGACUGCCCUCUGAAUCGUUUCCGCUGCCCAUCUGACGUUCUGGUCAAUGUCUCGACUUCUCGCUGUCUCGUACGGCUUACUCGAGCGGAGACGAGAGCAGUAUGUCGUCAGUACACGCGACCAUUCGGUGGCCGAAUCCUUGCAUCUGAAACAGCAUGUCAUGCAAUAGCAAGGAAUACGAAGCCUCACGCCAAGACCCAGGCCAACUGUCAA